CUUCUGCAACUCUCUCUCUAGGGUUUAGCAGAAGCAGGGAAUCUCUUCGAGCAAGGAAAUGUCGGGCAAAACUCUGAUGAGAGCCGGAGCUUCGCUGGUCAAUCGGUUCCUGACGAAGCCGAUCAUUCAGCAGAGCCACGCCGGUCCGGUUGAGCGCGUCGUGUCGCCCGGGUUCGAGAUCGCGCCGCGGCUAUUCCCUUCUCUGUCCAAGCUCGAGAAUUCCGUUCAUUUGCCUCCCAACGAUGACUCCAAUACAAUCAGCAAGCUGUGUUCUCAGGGCUUCCUGCACCCUAGCGGUUUGCCGUCGCUCCCAUUCUUCUUGCCUGAAGGGGAUGUGGAUUCUCCGAGUGCGCCGAUGCUAUGCUACCACCAUGGCAAAUGUACGUACCAGCCCAGUACCCUUAGAAGGAAGAGAAACCAUGGCUUCUUUGCUCGCAAAGCAACGAAAGGUGGGCGGAGAGUCAUCGCUCGGAGAAUAGCAAAGGGCCGAUGGAGAGUCACGGCUUAGCAUGGCUGUCUUAUAGUUGCCGCCAUCAACUUCAGUUCGUUUCCUAUGCCCUCUUUCAUUUUACCAUAAGAUGGAUCAAACCCAGAGAAAAAUGAUAGAUACUAUUUGAGGUAGUUUAAGGAUCCUACUACGGUUUGAUGUCUUCGAUGAGAUAGAUGCAGUUCAGUUGGCACAGUUUAUGUUCUUCAUGGUACUUUGCAAUUCGAUGAUUAAUUACACCAUCUGCAGUGAGUUUUUCUUUU
Messenger RNA from Punica granatum (pomegranate), 750 nucleotides. The record is from RefSeq and is a predicted model, not a curated record. Lineage: Eukaryota; Viridiplantae; Streptophyta; Magnoliopsida; Myrtales; Lythraceae.